AUGCCAGCCACGAUGUGGCUCAAGUCGGUGACGGUUGAAGUCCGUCGGCAGGCGGUGACGAUGGGCGUGGAGUGGAGUGACGACCAGAUCUACCACGAAAGUGCAUCGCACUUGGACAGCGAAGCGAAGCGCUGGUUUGCGACGGGGACGGAAUCAGUAUCGCCCAAAGAAGAAAGCAUCACCACGUUGGCCGAGAUGCUGCACGCAAAGUACAUGACGCAGCGCACGGACCCUAACGAAUUGGGCGAUGACUAUCUUGUCAGUGCGCUCCUGGAGGGGAUGAGCAGCUCGGAGGGGGCGACGCACGUGCGAGGGCACAGACCUCAGACACGGGACGAAGCAAUGCGUCUAGCGAUCCCACACGUGGACGACUACGGCGAAGGCUACAGUGCGCCGCAAGGGCACGGGCCUUUGACAGUGGCGGCCGGGAGCGGCGAGCAGGAGCAGUUGGAACUUGACGGCGAAUCGCGGAGUGUUGUGACCGGCUACGGAUCAAUGUGGGGUGCCCCACAGAAGCAUCCCCGCGAUUCCACCAGGGUUUCCACUGGUACCUACCGGUAA
This is a messenger RNA of Phytophthora infestans T30-4, 561 nucleotides long. RefSeq lists its product as uncharacterized. The transcript has 4 exons. NCBI's taxonomy places the organism in Eukaryota, Oomycota, Peronosporomycetes, Peronosporales, Peronosporaceae. Bases 1 to 561 code for a protein of 186 amino acids. The record is from RefSeq and is a predicted model, not a curated record.